UUCCUCUCGGCCGACUUCAGCGCAGGCGCAGUGGCUCGGGAGGCCUGGAUUUGCAGCUGCACCUUGGCGAGGAGGUUACGCUGCCCCCCUAACGGGCCGGCCUUUUUGGGGCCGCACCCAAGCGAUGCCUCGCUAUUGCGCAGCGAUUUGCUGUAAGAACCGUCGGGGACGAAGCAGUAAAGACCGGAAGCUGAGUUUUUAUCCGUUUCCUCUGCAUGACAAAGAAAGACUUGAAAAAUGGUUAAAGAAUAUGAAACGAGAUUCAUGGGUACCCAGUAAAUACCAGUUCCUGUGUAGUGACCAUUUUACUCCUGACUCUCUUGACAUCAGAUGGGGUAUUCGAUAUUUGAAACAAACUGCAAUUCCAACAAUAUUUUCUUUGCCUGAAGACAAUCAGGAAAAAGACCCCUCCAAAAAAAAAUCUCAGAAGAAAAAGUUAGAUGAUGAGAAAGAAGUGUGCCUAAAAGCCAAGUCACAAGAAUCAUUUGCAUCAAAUGAACUAAAGAAUAUUACGGUUAAUACAGAUAUCCUCCCUGAACACACAGAAUUACUUAAUUCAUCUACCUUGGUGAAGCUACCACCUCCAAAACCAGAAAGUAUACAAAAUAACAUAUUAACUCUUAAUCUGGUUAAACAAGAUAUUGGAAAACCAGUAUCUACUUUGGAAACAUCAGUUACCCAAGACAUAGGUGGUUUUCAUACAUCUUUUGAGAAUCUAAAUUCUACAACUAUUACUUUGACAACUUCAAAUUCAGAAGAUAUUCAGCCAUCUUUGGAAACCCAAGAAGUGUUUGAAAUAACUACGAAUCAUCUUGCUAACUCAAACUUUACAAAUAAUUCCAUGGAAAUUAAGUCAGCAGAGGAAAGUCCGUUCUUAUUCAGCACAAUCACUCAGACAGUUGAAGAAUUAAAUGCAAAUAAAGAAUCUGUUAUUGCCAUUUUUGUACCCACAGAAAAUUCCAAACCAAUUAAUUCUUUUGUAUCUUCUGAAAAAGAAACCGUGGAAAAUGAAGAUCUAGACACUGAAGACUCCUUAUAUAAAGAUAUAGACUAUGAGACAGAAGUUCUACAAAUUGAACAUUCUUACUGCAGACAAGAUAUAAAUAAGGAACAUCUCUGGCAGAAAGUUUCUAAACUACAUUCAAAAAUAACUCUUCUUGAGCUAAAAGAACAACAAACUCUUGGAAGAUUGAAGUCUUUGGAAGCUCUUAUAAGGCAGUUAAAACAGGAACACUGGCUAUCUGAGGAAAAUGUCAAGAUUAUAGAAAACCAUUUCACAACGUACGAAGUUACAAUGAUGUAGAGGUUUUAAUGCUAUGACUUUUAUAUAAGCUUUUUGCAGCCAAACCAAAUUAUAUGUAAAGUGAACUUUUUCUUGUAUAAAGUUCUCAUCUUUAGCUAAGAAAGUGUUCUAACAUCAAAAACUGCCUCCUGUUCUUGUAAUGUUCAUUUUUAAGAAAAACUAGAGAGUUGUUGGGCUGUAGAGAAAAAGUUUCCCUACUUGGUAAUCUUCCAAAUUAAAGUAGAGUGAAUAAAUAAGAUGAUUCAUAAAAUGAGAACAUGGAUAUGGUGGAAGGAGCCCAGAAGAGAAAUCAGGCUCAGGUAUCAGUCCUGGUUUUACCAUUGGCCUCAGUCUGUAAUCUGUAAAAUAAGGGCACCUAUUAAGUCUAGUCUGUUUGUUUAUAGUUUCUCUCCUUUCUAUUAAGAUACUUUUUUAAUAGAAUGACUUUUUUAUAAGGUAAUAUAUACUUUAUAAUACUGUAUGUUGGCUAGUAUUUGAUGUUAUUUACUAUUGGAUUAUCCUCAAAAUUGAAUUCUGUGGUGUUUGACUUGUUGAUUACAGUUAUUUGUAAUAAUAAAGUACUCUUUUUGUGAUUUUGUUCCACUUGAACUAAAAUAACCUUCCAUUAGCCCAGUUUGUAGGAGAGGUACUUUAAACUUAAAAGAAUAUGUGUUUCAGUACCUUCUAUGUAGCUGACCAUCAUAAUACAUAGUCACUUAAUCUUAACAUUCUGUAUUUAAGGUAAUAAUUUAUAAACCAAAAAUUUUAAUGGGGUUAAUUUUUAAAAUGUAUCUAUUACUAUGUUUUAGAAAUCAUAACUUGCAUAUGUUUAAUGUGUAGCUUUUUAAAAUGUGUGCUUUUGUCAUUUUUAAAUUCCAGAAUGAUAGAGUAGUACUUGAUAUUAUACAUGUCCACUUACAUUAUUUUAUUAAAAUUUAUAAGCAAGAAACUAUAGAUAUGUGGUAAUGUUCUUAGACAAGUAGGAAAGGAAUGAUGGUGAUAUAAAUAAAAAUACUGCUUAUAUCUGUAUGAAUUUUUAAAAAUGUGAAAGCAAAGAUUUAGUGGGAACAACAGAAAUGUGAAAAAUAAUGAUCUUCUAAAAUUGGCAGUUAAUAUAAUUAAUGUUGCUGGUUAUAUUAUUGAGCAAGUUCCUAUCAGUCCAAUUCAUACUUUUCUCAUCUUUUUUUAUAAAAAAUACUAUUACCUAUCUCAGAGGGUUUUGAGAAUUCUGUGAGGCAACGUGUUUUUGGUUCUUGAAAAUAGGAGGUGCUCAAUAAACAUUAGUUGACUGCACAGCAGAUAGUACUAAUUAUUUUCAUGGUGAUUAUUUUUGGCCAAACUUCAGUUUUCUUUUAGUUUUUUAGUUGUUUUUUUUUAAGUUUUUUUUCAAGCUAAUAAAAUUAAUUUAUAUUAUAUAAAUAUGCGCUAAAUACAAAGAGUUGAUAUAGAGAUAUCUUUAUUAUACGACCAUGGGAGGAAAAAAAACUUAAAUUUUUGCAUAAAUUAUAUGCAGAUAAUUGGUAGAAUUUAUAUGUUAUUUUUAGGUAGUCCCAUGUUGCAUUUUACAGUACUACUUUAAAACAAAUAGUGUAGAUGAAAAUAACUUCGAUAAGUCAUUAUAAAAUAAUGUUUCAACUCUGUUUUUAAUUGUGUACAUUGUAAUUUCUCUUUGUUUAAAGCUGUAGUUUACUCAGGAAUAAUUUAAACUAGUUGUAUGUCUUUAAACUUAGUAAAUUAUAAAUAUUUAAGAUAUUUUCUUGGCUUGCCUGUAUUCAGUUCAGGAUGUUUUCAGCCUGUUAACUUCUAAAUAUAUUUGUGGGUUCUGCCCAACUUUAUUUCUUACUUGGAUUAUUAUAGGGUCUCUUAGCUAAUCUUGCCAAUAUUUUCAGUCCCUUCCAUAUCAUUCUAUAUUCUUCUGUCAGCUUUUUACUUCACCUGUAGACCUAACUGCAUCAUCCACUCGCUACUUAACUUUCCCAGCUCAGAAAUCUGAAAUUACUCUUGAAUACCUACAGAAUAAAGCCAAGCUUGUUACCAUAUAUGAUCCUCUGUGAUUUUCUUCAUCCUGCCACACUUGGACUACUUAGCAUUUUCCAAACAUGCCAUAUAGGUGACUUUCUUCAUGCUUAUUUUAUUCCCUAAAUUCAACCAGUCAAAAUUGCAGAUUUGGUUGAAUUUUGUUUCCCUUUUUCCAGUCAAAAUUGUUUUCUCUCUGCUCCUACAGGGCUGUUUUAUAACAUUGUAACAAUGUUUGCCUUACACUUUUCUAUAUCAUGAUAUCUGUGGCUGUUCUUUUGACUAGAUUGUAAGCUUUUUAAAGCAGGGUUUUCAUUAAUCACUGGUUUCUUUGACAAUGUAAUUCACUCAAUAAAUGUUUGGACAAAUAUUUUGAA
Messenger RNA from Ailuropoda melanoleuca (giant panda), 3675 nucleotides. It is a transcript of the gene THAP5, whose product is annotated as THAP domain containing 5. Gene Ontology annotation, cellular component: nucleus. Bases 125 to 1303 code for a protein of 392 amino acids. The record is from RefSeq and is a predicted model, not a curated record. NCBI's taxonomy places the organism in Eukaryota, Metazoa, Chordata, Mammalia, Carnivora, Ursidae. The transcript has 3 exons.